AGCGGGAGAAAUAAAUUAGACUGGUAGAAAAACAGGACGUACGUGUGGGGGACGCUACAUCGUGGAGUCUCUUUUGAGAGAAGCCAAUAUUAUCCAAUCCAAGAGGUGUUAACCAUUGCCAACUGUCUUCUUUGAGAUCUCUUUUACUUCUGAAAUCAAUUCUAAUCAUCAGAUCAUACAGCCUAUAUAAAGAACAGCAACAAUUCUCAAGAGCAAUCGCUUUCAUUAGCAAUCUGGCUACUUCAACAAUGGCGUGCUUGAAGCUCAAAAGCCUCAAAUGGCCCUUCACUCGAACCGAUAGACGUCGAAAUAACCGGGUGGAUGGCUUGGCUGACAAGUUAACCGUCAAUGAAGAGUACAUAGAAGCCCUGAGGACAAAAUCCUACACAGACAUGUUCAACAAAGUUCAAGAUCAGAUGGGAGAAAUAAGAUCCCUGGAUAGAUUGCCUUCUUCAUCUUCUCGUCCUUUUCGUGUUCGUCUCUCAGAUUACCUAUUUGAACCGCGGCCAGCAGAAACCCUGGCCGGCGUGACCAAAGGAUCCAGCGUUCAUCACCUAAUCAUUGAUUACUUGGAAGCUAGCUAUGAAGCAUCCAACACAUGUGAAUUACUCCUUGGGAGUGUGCACCAGGCACGCGCUAAUUACCGGAUAAUCACAAGGGCAAUAAGUCUCCCAAACUCCACACAUGUUUUUAAGGAGCUUUCUUCGUUUGCAAGCCUGAACAACCCAAUGCUCAGAAUUUCCUCAUCACAAUACCGUGACAUACAUGAGAGCCUUGAGUUUUUGCUUGAGAGAUUGACAAUGGAGUUUAAGAAGAUUCGAAGGAGAGAAAAGUUCAAUAGGUAUUGUAAAAGGAUUUUAGGGUUUAGUCUUAUGGUUUCUUGUAGCGGACUUUUGAUAGCAUUGCUAGUGAUUUCAAUUCAUAGCGUGGUUGGUAUAGUUGUCGCUCCAUCACUCACUUGUUCGUUAGGGUUAGCCAAGAAGAGGAUCGAGUUGAUCACGAAAGGGCUUAAAAAAACAAGCUUGCCUGAAAGAUUUGGCGCACAACUUGAAGUCACGGCAAAAUGUGUCUUUAUCCUGAUCAACGAUUUUGAUACAAUGAGUCGGCUCGUGGGGAGGCUACAAGAUGAGAUAGAACACAACAAAGCGAUUGCGGAUAUGUGUGUUAGGAAUGGGAAGCCUGAGGUGUUGAUGGAGGUUGUGAGGGAAUUCAAGAUCCAUCAAACAAGCUUUUUGGAGCAAUUGGAAGAUCUUGAGGAGCAUAUAUAUUUGUGUUUCCUUAGUAUAAACAGGUCAAGAAUGCUAGUUAUGCAAGAAGUUAGGGGCCUCCAACAAGAACAUAGGUGAAAAAUUAAUCAAUCAAUAUUGUUGCUUGUAUAUAUCUUGGGGUAAAUUAAGGUUGCGAUCAUUGACAAAAUUUUUGUAAUUCCUCAUAUUUGAUUCAAUUUUGUAAGUAUUAAUGUGGUUAAAUUCCUCAUAUAUAGUAGUUCUUGUCUUCCUUGUAUAGAA
Rhododendron vialii is the source of this 1508-nucleotide messenger RNA. Its product is annotated as UPF0496 protein At1g20180-like. Lineage: Eukaryota; Viridiplantae; Streptophyta; Magnoliopsida; Ericales; Ericaceae. The coding region runs from base 249 to 1346 and encodes 365 amino acids. The record is from RefSeq and is a predicted model, not a curated record. The transcript has 2 exons.